This is a messenger RNA of Scomber scombrus (Atlantic mackerel), 2493 nucleotides long. RefSeq names its product dopamine beta-hydroxylase (dopamine beta-monooxygenase) (gene dbh). Gene Ontology annotation, cellular component: secretory granule membrane. Gene Ontology annotation, molecular function: copper ion binding; dopamine beta-monooxygenase activity. Lineage: Eukaryota; Metazoa; Chordata; Actinopteri; Scombriformes; Scombridae. The transcript has 13 exons. The record is from RefSeq and is a predicted model, not a curated record. Gene Ontology annotation, biological process: dopamine catabolic process; norepinephrine biosynthetic process; octopamine biosynthetic process. The coding region runs from base 1 to 1872 and encodes 623 amino acids.
AUGAGGAUCUUUAAUAAAAACCUUCGCCUUCAGGACGUCACCAUCAUGUACUUCACUGCCCUGGCUACCCUAAUGGUCAUCCUGGUGUCUUCGUACCAGUCGCCUUCCGCUGCUGUUGAAGUGUCCAGCUUUAUUUCAAACCCCUCCAGCCCUCUCCCACCUCUCCCCAUGCCCUUCCGUGUGCCACUUGACCCACGUGGGGAGCUCCAACUGGCCUGGAACAUCAGCUACGCCAACCAGGAGGUGUACAUGGAGCUGAGGAUCGCAAACCUUAGGCAUGGUGUGGUCCUGGGGAUGUCUGACCGUGGGGAGCUAACCAACGCUGACCUGGUGGUGCUGUGGGACUCUGGAACCACAAGCUACUUUGGGGAUGCAUGGAGUGACAGUGAGGGUAGAGUGUCAUCGGACAGCCAAGACAACCAAGACUACGAGCUCAUCAGAGCCACAAAUAAGCCUGAUGGGUUCUACCUGCUUUUCAAGAGACCAUUCAGUACCUGUGAUCCCAGAGACUACGUCAUAGAGGAUGGAACUGUGCACAUCAUCUAUGGAUUCUUGGAUCAACCGCUCGCCUCGUUAGAGCAGCUCAACCUGUCUCGGAUCCACACAGGAGUGCAGAGGGUGCUGAUGCUGCGCCCCGACACUCCUUCGCCAACCCUGCCUCCGGAUGUGCAGUUGCUGGAUGUUGUGGCGCCAAAUGUCAUCAUCCCAAACCAAGAGACCACCUACUGGUGCUUCAUCCAGAAGCUGCCGGAAAACAUGCCGAAGAAUCACAUUGUUAUGUAUGAGUCAGUGAUAACUCCAGGUAACGAGGCCAUCGUGCACCACAUAGAAGUGUUUGAAUGCUCUCCGGAAGUCCGAAAUGUUCCCGAGUACAGCGGCUCCUGUGAUGACAAGAUGAAACCGGGCAAGCUUGACUCCUGUCGCCAUGUCCUAGCUGCGUGGGCUAUGGGUGCUGAGGCUUUUUACUAUCCUCCUCAUGCAGGCAUGCCGAUGGGUGGAACAGGUUCCUCAAGGUUCCUUCGUCUGGAAGUCCAUUACCACAACCCUCUCCUUAUAUCUGGCCGGCAUGACUCAUCGGGGAUACGGUUGCACUACACCCCCAAUCUGAGGCGCUACGAUGCCGGGAUCAUGGAGCUGGGCCUGGUCUACACCCCUAUCAUGGCUAUCCCACCCAAACAACACACCUUCUACCUCAACGGCUACUGCUCCUCCAAGUGUACCCAGACUGCUUUGCCUCCAGGAGGGAUCUAUAUCUUUGCGUCCCAGCUGCACACCCACCUGGCGGGGCGCGGGGUAAAGACAGUGCUGGUGAGGGGAGGCAAAGAGCUGGAGGUGGUACAGGAGGACCAGCACUUCAGCACACACUACCAGACUAUCCGCGUUCUGAGGAAAAUGGUGAAUGUUUUACCUGGGGACGUCCUUAUAACAAAGUGUACUUAUAACACAGAAGACAGGACCAAGCCCACUGUGGGAGGUUUUAGCAUCACGGAUGAGAUGUGUGUUAAUUACGUUCACUACUACCCUCGGACUCAGCUGGAGCUCUGUAAGAGCCAUGUCGACCCCGGAUACCUGCAGAAAUAUUUCAGCUUCAUUAACAGGUUCCAAGGAAAUGACCAGUGUGUGUGUGGUGAGGUUAAUGUAACUGAGCAGUACUCCCAGCUACAGUGGGACCCAUUCACUGGAGAGGUGCUGGACUCCCUUUAUAAUACAGCCCCCUACUCCAUGCACUGCAACCAGUCGACUGCAAGCCUCUUUCCUGGAGAGUGGGACAAACAGCCUGUACCUAAGGUGACGACCGUCCUCGAAAAACCUCAUUACCCCUGCGAGGGAAGAGCGGGUCCCACCAGCCGGCCUGUUGAGCCCUCAGUCUGAGCCGGGGAGGACUGAAAAACUGCAUGCAUAGUGCAGCCCAGAGAGAAGGCACCUAACCUGGGGAAUACUGAAGCAGCUCCUGUGAUUUGGCAGAAUUAGCUCUGCUCUUAUCUGUGUGUUUGGGGAUUGAUGAUGUUCUCUGCUGGGCUUUCUGCCACCUGCUACAGUACAUGUAUAUUCUUAUGCAAAUGCCCAUUGUCUGUGUUAUUAGUACACACAAGUUAGUAACAGUCCUAUGAAUAUGUCAUGAAAGUAAAAUUGAAUUAAUAGGAAAAAAAUAUGUAUAACACACUGUUAUUUGGUGGAUGUUUUUAGUGUUUAAUAAACAGUUCCAUUAUGAAUAACUCAUUCAUAGGCAAAACAAGUUUUAUAGCUUACCACUUUGAUUUUCAGUGUCUCCUUUGCUUCGUGUUCCCGUGUGUGUUUGCUUCAUUUAUUUGUGCGUUCAAUUGAAAAAAAAAAAAAAAAAAGUCACAAUAAUGUCGACAGUUAAAAGAAAAUUUAUUAGUACACAAAUUGCUUUGGACAGAAUAAAUGAGCCUGACAUCUCAGUUUACAAUUUGACUGGUCAUCAUAUCCUUUCACUGUAUAUACGUAGUAAUAAAUGCAUUGUCCAAAGAA